CACACACACACACACACAAGACAGAGCCGGAGCAGACAUGGCCGUGGUGUGAAGUGCCGGAGACACCCCCCCCCCCUCCCCUCUCUCUCUCUCCCUCCUUCCCUCCCCUUUACCAAACACUAGCACCCCUCCCCUUCUGCAUAACAUCAUGCAUCUCCUACACCUCGGUGCAAAGUGCUGAAGUGUGGCUUUUUCGACACUCGGACACAAAGAGGGAGAAUGGCGGAUCGCAGCAUUGAUAGUCUGGCUCUUCCUCUCGAGGUGAGGGCCAAGCUGGCCGAGCUGGAUUUGGAAUUAUCCGAAGGAAGUGAUGCAAUGGAAUUUCCUAGGCAUGGCUACGAAGAAGAAAGACACAAUGGCAUCGCACUAGUAUCCAAGCAUCCCAGUGAGCUGCACCUAAUUACUGACAGCACCUUUCUUCAACGCGAUACAAAACCUAACUAUAAUGGGGACAUCACGCAGAAAGGGUAUGAAAAGAAGAAAUCCAAACUGCUCGGGGCUUACCUGCCGCAACCUCCAGGAGUGGAACCGUCCCUGCCUCAAGAGCGGCGAACACCCGUUACCCCAUCCUCCUCCUCCAGGUACCAUCGCCGCCGGUCAUCGGGAUCCCGAGAUGAGCGGUACCGAUCAGACGUACACACAGAGGCAGUGCAAGCUGCCCUUGCCAAACACAAAGAGAGAAAGAUGGCUGUUCCCAUGCCGUCUAAGCGACGCUCAUUGGUGGUCCAAACAUCCAUGGAUGCCUACACACCUCCAGUGAUGCACAGCCCUCAAGGGUUGGUCAGAGGAACAAGAAGGCUAAAUACUGAACUGAUUAUAAAAUAUACCUCUUCUGGGUCAGAAGAUGAGGGAUCAGGGCAAGGUGACUCGCAGGGAACCCCUUCCUCCAGCCAAGGCAGUCUGAACAUGGAACACUGGAUCAGUCGAGCGAUCCAUGGCUCCACAACAUCAUCCACCAACUCUUCCUCAUCCACACAGAGUGGGGGAAGUGGGGCUGCUAACGCACUGGCUGAUGUCAUGGCACAAACACGCAUCGAAAACCACUCUGCACCUCCAGAUAUCACCACUUACACAACAGAGCACUCAAUACAAGUUGAACGGCCACAAGGAUCAACAACAAGAACUGUCCCAAAAUAUGGCAAUGCUGAGCUAAUGGAAACUGGUGAUGGAGUCCCAGUCAGCAGCCGCGUCUCUGCGAAGAUCCAACAGCUUGUCAACACCUUGAAGCGGCCAAAGCGGCCGCCAUUACGGGAAUUCUUCGUCGAUGAUUUUGAAGAACUACUGGAAGUUCAACAGCCAGACCCUAACCAGCCGCGGCCAGAAGGAGCCCAGAUGUUGGCCAUCCGGGGAGAGCAGCUGGGUGUAGUGACUAACUGGCCACCUUCGCUAGAGGCAGCUCUUCAACGCUGGGGCACCAUCUCUCCAAAAGCACCUUGCCUGACAACCAUGGACACGAAUGGGAAACCACUCUACAUUCUUACAUACGGGAAGCUGUGGACAAGGAGUAUGAAAGUGGCCUACAACAUUCUGCACAAACUGGGCACCAAGCAGGAACCGAUCGUCAGGCCUGGAGAUAGGGUAGCUCUUGUUUUUCCAAACAACGAUCCUGCUGCAUUUAUGGUGGCUUUUUAUGGUUGCUUAUUGGCGGAGGUUGUUCCUGUUCCAAUUGAAGUGCCCCUUACAAGGAAGGAUGCCGGAAGCCAACAAAUCGGUUUUCUUUUGGGAAGUUGUGGUUCUACCGUUGCACUAACGAGCGAUGCUUGUCAUAAAGGCUUGCCGAAAACUCCAACAGGCGAGAUCCUACAGUUUAAAGGUUGGCCACGUUUGCUGUGGUUUGUCACAGAAUCGAAGCACCUGUCAAAGCCUCCACGGGACUGGUUCCCUCACAUCAAGGAUGCAAACAAUGACACUGCAUACAUUGAGUACAAGACGUGUAAAGAUGGCAGUGUACUUGGUGUGACCGUGACCAGGAUUGCACUCCUGACCCAUUGUCAGGCCCUGACUCAAGCUUGUGCUUACACAGAAGCGGAAACCAUUGUAAAUGUAUUGGAUUUUAAGAAAGAUGUUGGCUUGUGGCAUGGUAUUCUUACGAGUGUUAUGAACAUGAUGCAUGUAAUCAGUAUCCCAUAUUCAUUAAUGAAGGUGAACCCCCUGUCAUGGAUACAGAAAGUCUAUGCAUAUAAGGCCAAAGUGGCUUGCGUGAAGUCCAGGGAUAUGCAUUGGGCCUUGGUGGCACACAGGGAUCAGCGAGACAUCAACCUCACCUCACUGCGGAUGCUCAUAGUUGCAGAUGGAGCCAAUCCUUGGUCCAUUUCUUCUUGUGAUGCAUUCCUGAAUGUUUUCCAAAGCAAAGGAUUGCGUCCUGAAGUAAUCUGCCCUUGUGCCAGUUCACCUGAAGCGCUUACUGCAGCUAUCCGCAGGCCGACAGAUGAUACCAACCAGCCUCCUGGUCGAGGCGUCCUCUCUAUGCAUGGCCUGAGUUAUGGGGUGAUAAGAGUGGACUCUGAAGAGAAGCUGUCUGUUCUGACUGUGCAAGACGUUGGAAUGGUGAUGCCCGGAGCCGUGAUGUGUGUGGUAAGACCGGAAGGAAUCCCGUUGCUCUGCAGAACUGAUGAAAUCGGUGAACUCUGUGUCUGCUCCAUCGCUGCGGGUACUUCCUACUAUGGUCUAUCAGGGAUGACGAAGAACACUUUUGAGAUGUUCCCCAUUCUAAGCUCCGGUGCUCCAGUCAGUGAAUAUCCGUUUGUCCGAAGUGGACUCUUGGGCUUUGUUGGCCCUGGAGGAAUGGUCUUUGUGGUGGGGAAGAUGGACGGUCUUAUGGUGGUCAGUGGGCGGCGGCACAAUGCAGAUGACAUCGUGGCAACGGCACUGGCAGUGGAACCAAUGAAGUUCGUCUAUAGAGGAAGAAUAGCUGUGUUUUCUAUAACUGUUUUGCAUGACGAGAGGAUCAUAAUCAUUGCUGAACAGAGACCAGAUUCUACUGAGGAGGAUAGCUUUCAAUGGAUGAGUAGAGUCCUUCAGGCAAUCGAUGGUAUCCAUCAAGUAGGGGUUUACUGCUUGGCCCUGGUACCAGCUAAUACUCUUCCAAAAACUCCUCUGGGUGGCAUACACCUCUCUGAAACCAAACAGUGCUUUUUAGAAGGUUCUCUCCAUCCUUGCAAUGUGUUAAUGUGUCCACACACUUGCGUAAUAAAUCUGCCCAAACCAAGGCAGAAACAACCAGAGAUCGGCCCUGCUUCCGUAAUGGUGGGAAAUCUGGUAUCAGGAAAGAGAAUCGCCCAGGCCAGUGGAAGGGAUCUAGGGCAGAUUGAAGAUAACGACCAAGGCAGAAAGUUUAUGUUUCUGGCUGAAGUUCUUCAAUGGCGUGCGCAAACUACUCCUGACCAUGUGCUUUUCACACUACUGAAUUCUAGGGGAACAAUAGCCAAUUCUUUAACAUGCCUUCAGCUGCAUAAACGAGCAGAGAAAAUAGCAGUAAUGCUGAUGGAGAGGGGACACCUACAGGAUGGAGAUCACGUGGCUUUGGUUUAUCCACCAGGAAUAGACUUAAUUGCGGCAUUUUAUGGAUGCCUGUAUGCAGGUUGUGUGCCAAUAACUGUUCGACCUCCACAUCCACAGAAUAUUGCUACCACGUUACCCACAGUGAAGAUGAUAGUAGAGGUCAGUCGGUCAGCAUGCAUUAUGACAUCCCAAUUCAUUGUAAAACUCCUAAGGUCGAGAGAAGCUGGGGCUGCUGUUGAUGUAAGAACGUGGCCUCCUGUUUUAGACACAGAUGAUUUGCCAAAGAGACGGCCUUCCCAAAUUUACAAACCCUCAAACCCCGACACUUUGGCCUACCUUGAUUUUAGUGUAUCUACGACAGGAAUGCUGGCAGGGGUGAAGAAAAACUACUGCUGGGAGGUUGAAGACUCUUACACAGGAGCACCUGGCAUAUAUGCACAAGCCUUGCCCUCUAUUUCCAUCAAUCAGUUCACUCAUAAUAUGUCCCAUGCAGCAACCAGUGCCUUGUGUCGAUCAAUUAAGCUGCAGUGUGAGCUCUAUCCGUCUCGAGAAGUAGCAAUCUGCUUGGACCCUUAUUGUGGACUUGGAUUUGUUCUUUGGUGCCUCUGCAGUGUCUACUCAGGGCAUCAGUCCAUUCUCAUCCCGCCUUCAGAAUUGGAGAUAAACCCCUCACUCUGGCUUCUUGCCGUUAGUCAGUAUAAAGUGCGAGACACUUUCUGCUCCUAUUGUGUCAUGGAACUCUGCACCAAGGGGCUAGGCUCGCAAACCGACUCACUCAAGAGCAGGGGAUUGGAUCUAUCUCGUGUUCGGACGUGCGUUGUCGUCGCAGAAGAGCGUCCCAGAAUAGCACUCACCCAGUCUUUUUCUAAGUUAUUUAAAGACCUGAACCUUAACCCAAGAGCUGUGAGCACAUCCUUUGGCUGCAGAGUGAAUCUUGCUAUCUGCCUUCAGGGUACUUCGGGACCUGAUCCUACAACUGUUUAUGUGGAUAUGAGAGCACUGAGGCACGACAGGGUCCGUUUAGUGGAAAGAGGAUCUCCUCACAGUCUGCCUCUCAUGGAGUCCGGAAAAAUACUACCUGGAGUGAGAAUAAUCAUUGCCAACCCUGAAACAAAAGGACCGCUGGGGGAUUCUCACCUUGGCGAGAUUUGGGUUCACAGUGCUCAUAAUGCGAGUGGAUAUUUCACCGUUUAUGGAGAUGAAUCACUUCAAUCAGAUCAUUUUAACUCCCGCCUAAGCUUUGGAGAUACACAAACAGUAUGGGCUCGAACUGGUUACUUAGGAUUUCUUAGACGGACGGAUCUUACUGACGCCAGUGGAGAACGCCACGAUGCGUUGUAUGUUGUGGGUGCUUUGGAUGAAGCAAUGGAAUUGCGAGGAAUGAGGUAUCAUCCCAUUGACAUUGAAACAUCUGUGAUUCGUUCUCACAAGAGUAUCACUGAAUGUGCGGUGUUUACCUGGACUAAUCUUUUGGUGGUGGUUGUGGAACUGGAUGGAUCAGAACAGGAGGCUUUGGACCUUGUUCCCCUGGUUACUAAUGUGGUUCUGGAGGAACAUUACCUGAUUGUAGGAGUUGUAGUUGUGGUAGAUGUCGGAGUGAUCCCAAUAAACUCUCGUGGAGAAAAGCAACGCAUGCAUCUAAGGGAUGGAUUUUUGGGAGACCAACUCGAUCCGAUCUAUGUGGCCUACAACAUGUAGCCUCUUGUUCAAGGCUUCCAUUGACUAUGUGUAUGUACAUAUGUAAAAAUUACUCUUUGGUGUUCACCACAAAUGUGCAGAAACCGAAAGACAAAUGGUUGCUCCAGAGGGGGACUUUCUGCACUUGCAAGCACUAGUGACUCGUCACAAAGAUGUGAAACUAUUCCUUUGUACCACAAAGACAAUGAUUAGUACACAGCCCUUUGAAGGUCAAAAUCCCAUCAUGGAAUCGAUUUCUUGCUUGUUGGUUGAUUAACUGCUUUUAAAGUAAGUGUACUAUCUGCGCUCUGUAUUUUUAAGUUAUGUCAGCUGAAGUUGCUAAACGUUUUUUAAUCUGCCCUCUAAGGGGGUGCUGUUUAUGUAUUCACAUACUGUGGCAAAAAAAGCAAGUAUUUUAGGUUGUCGAUUCUUGAGAUUUGGUCAAAAUUCGUUCAAAAGUUGUAAACAAGAAACCUUCUACCUAGAAAUGACUGACCGAAGAUAUUUUGUUCCUCCUUUUAUUUUCUUGUAGGUCUGGUAUUUGAUAUUAAGAGGUACAAGAGUAACAUCUACCAUGUCUGCACCUUUAGAGUUGCAACUAAGUUAUGGGUUCCCUCUCAAAGCAGGGCUUGGGGAAAAACACGCAAGGACAAUUAGGAGCUGUCUGCCACCUAACAAUGGGGGUGUAGAUUGCAGGUCCAUCCAGUAAUAGGGUUCAGAUAAGUUUUCAUGUGUGAUGAUUACCAUUGUACUACAAAAAAAGGAGAAAAAACACUGAGUAACUUCAUAUUGUGUAAUUAUGUACAAAACAGUUUUAAUUUAUUUUGUUCUUUAGAAGUAUAUUAAGAGAGAGACAUUUGAGAAUGUUUUACUCUUUUAAAUGUUUGCUAUUAAAAGGCAAAGUGUUACAUUUUAUGUGGAUAGCUUCACAUCUGCACACUAUAUUCGAGGUAAUUCAUCAGAUCUUUGGUUUUACCAAUGGAAGAAAUAUUGAAAAUGCAGUAAUUCUUACUUGCAUGGUGUCCCAGUUUUUUAAGAUGAACGUAAGGUUGUGUUAUUCACUCGGUCCACCUCAGAGGUGCAGUAUCCUAGCACAUGAUGUGAUGUACGCAAGCACCUUCCAUCAGAAGAUAAAAGUUUGUGAAAAGAUCUGUGGACAUCUUUAUGCUUGUGAAUUAACUGAAGUUUAAAGUGCACUAAAAAUAUUUUAAAAAAUCAAUAAAAAAAUUGUAUUGUGCCAGAUUGGCUGGUGUUCAUUAAUAACUUUGUGUUCGCAUGUGCACACAUACACUGACUGUUGUUAGACUCUCCACAUGUGGCAGGUUAAACAGAGCAGGUUGUGUGGUUUUCAGGAUGUGCACAUACUUUAACAUCCCCAUGUGCUUUAAACUCCAAACUGACAGCUAUACUUUCAAACUUUUUACUUACUGCUGCUAAUUGUAUUUAUGGUAAGACUUUUUCUUAACCUGUUUUGGGUUCUAAGAAAAUUACAAAAAUAACUAACUGCAAAAGAGCCAUUUUUCCAGUAAACCUUUUUAAUUAUAGGUUAAGAAACUAAUGUACAAGAAACAGUGUUAAUUUUUUAUAAUCUUUUACAACAAUAUUUUGCAAUGUGAGUUUUAAUUUUUGCUCUAAAAGAUGCAAUAUGCACACAAAAUGGUGGCUGGUAACUUUUCCCUUACUCCAUUUUGUGACAAGCCCAUGUUCCAUUGUUAGUCAUUUGCCGUUUGUCAAGCUAAACAUUCUCCCAUGUGCUUCGAGACAGACCGGGUCUGGUCUACAGUAAAUUUCUUAGAGCUCUUCAAAUAUUGCUGGUUUAUGAUUAAUUGGUAAGAGAUGCUAGAUAAACAGAGAGAGAGAUUGACAACAGUUAAAAAAAUAAUUCCAAUUGUGUUUUGACAGCAGUACUGCAGAAACUUGACAGAAGAUACACCUGUUUAGUAGCUGGCUCCCCGAGUUGCCUGAUUGGAUAUGAAACACAGAAUACUGCCUUAAUUAGUGACCAAGCCCAAGGAUAUUGAAUAUCCUCUGGUGCAUCAAAAUGGUGUUUGCCAUUUUUGAGGAAAUAAAGAAGAAUAAAUAGUAGGGAUGGUAAUACUGCUCCCAGGUCCUGAGAACCAAAUCCAACACAUUGGGUAAUAUUGCCUUAGCAAGGUUUAUCAUAUUUUUUAUGCCAGGUCUGUUGCGUCCUGUGCUACCUGCCAUUUGUAAAGAGAGUCUAACAUUUACUAUUUGUAGUAAAGUAGAUUUCUUGUUUUGUUGUGAGAAUGGAAGAAGCAACCAUCCAGAGUCCUCACAGACUCAGCAAUAAAGAAGGCUUGUCCCGUAUUAGGAAAACUUACUAUAGUUAAACCAUGCAUUAGAAUGUAUAAAAACUGUUUGUCUUGUGAUCUAGUGCUUUGAAGUAAAAGAAAACCAUGUAAUCAAAUGAUGCACAUGCACAAAAUGGAAGGUACAUGAAGAGCAUAUAAUAUCAAAAACAGGAUCAGAUUCCUCACGGUGCUUGUUAUUAUUAUCCUGCUUGACACUUUACCCAAGGGAAGACUGUCCCUUUUAUCAGUUGAAUGUUAGCAGCGUUCAGUCAUAUAGUCCAGUGACUGGUAGAGAAUGUUGUGUACUCAACCAAUCACAAUGGAUUUUACUGUGCAAAGGACAGCAAUCUUUCUUGUAUGUUAAACCACCAGUACGCUUUGUACAUCUGUGAUAACGCCUGUUUUAUAUUCAAAUGAAUAAAUAAAAGCUUUUAUUUUUGUUGCUCUGAAAA
This is a messenger RNA of Amblyraja radiata (thorny skate), 7942 nucleotides long. Its product is annotated as DIP2 acetate--CoA ligase C (putative). The transcript has 40 exons. The coding region runs from base 220 to 5199 and encodes 1659 amino acids. The record is from RefSeq and is a predicted model, not a curated record. NCBI's taxonomy places the organism in Eukaryota, Metazoa, Chordata, Chondrichthyes, Rajiformes, Rajidae.